This is a messenger RNA of Amphiprion ocellaris (clown anemonefish), 5413 nucleotides long. It is a transcript of the gene lrrtm2, whose product is annotated as leucine rich repeat transmembrane neuronal 2. Bases 667 to 2307 code for a protein of 546 amino acids. The transcript is spliced from 2 exons. Gene Ontology annotation, molecular function: protein binding. The record is from RefSeq and is a predicted model, not a curated record. NCBI's taxonomy places the organism in Eukaryota, Metazoa, Chordata, Actinopteri, Pomacentridae.
GCUGCCACCACUCUGUAGCAGUGAGUGGCUGCAACAAAAAGCACAGAAUAACAUCCCUGACUCCCUGCUCUGCUUUUUUCUCUCUCCCUGCGUCUCAGCUAGCAGACGAGGGCUCCGCUCACAGCUCUGCAGAGGCUAUGCUGAGACUGAGCCGGCGUCGGAAGCAGGAUCUCUGGCUGCCAUCAACAAGUUAGGGUUGGAAGACCAUAGCCAUGAAAGAGAAACACUUGAUCUUCAAUUAACCAUCUGAGCUGACAUCAUUGCGGUGGAAGGGAAACAAAAGGGUAAAAAAAAGAAAAAGAAGAAAAAGGGAGAGGGGGGGUCUGUUCGCUGGAGUCGCUCUGGAUGCAACUGAUCAACUUAAAAAAAAUUAUAUAAUUAUUUAUUUCAAGGAUUCGUGAGUUGAAGGAAAAAGAUUCAACCUUUUCUUUGAGCUUGGAUUUUAAAGGACUAAAGCAACUAACAGGAAUAAACAUCAUCUUGGGACAUGGAAUUUCAUAUUUUGUUUCAAUUGGGUGGGUUCAGAAUUGCUGUAUUUCCAAAGAGGCUGAUUCCUUUUGUGCUUACUCAAAAGGGCUUUUUCCCUUUGGAUUUUUCUUCCAUCUGGUUGCUCCAAGAGUCUGCGGAAAAGGACAGUUGAAUGCAGCCUCCGAUGUGCACAAAAGAAUGGGUUUCCAUUCAAGGUGGCCAUUGGUGGGACUUGCACCAGCGGCUGUAUGUGUGAUCAGCAUGCUCCUAGCGUGCCUGCUGUCUCCUGCAUCGUGCACAACCUGCCCUCAAAAAUGCCGCUGUGAGGACCUGCAGUUCUACUGCGACACCCAGGGGCUUACGGCACCCCCAGAUGGUGUGGACAAGGGAGCCCUGGGGUUGUCACUACGCCACAAUAGCAUCACUGAGCUCAGCCCUGAUCAAUUCUAUGGCUUCAGCCAGCUCACCUGGCUGCAUCUCGACCACAACCAGAUUACCACAGUACAAGAGGAUGCCUUUCAAGGGCUCUAUAAACUGAAGGACCUCAAUCUGAGCUCCAACCGUAUCACCAAGUUGCCCAACACAACCUUCAUCCACCUCAUCAACCUCCAGAUACUGGACCUGUCUUUCAAUCAGAUGACUGCAUUGGAACCUGAACUGUUUCACGGAUUGAGGAAGCUCCAGAUACUCCACCUCCGCUCUAACUUACUUCGCACCACACCUGUUCGAGCAUUCUGGGACUGCCGCAGCCUGGAAUAUCUGGGCCUAAGCAGCAACCGGCUACGGAGCCUGGCCCGGAAUGGAUUUGCUGGGCUCAUCAAGCUUAAAGAGCUCCACUUGGAACAUAAUCAGCUGACCAAGAUUAACUUGGCCCAUUUCCCUCGUCUUGUUGCCCUCCAGUUUCUGUAUCUGCAAUGGAAUAAGAUCAGCAACCUAACAUGUGGCAUGGAAUGGACCUGGACCACUUUAGAGAAGCUGGACCUGACAGGAAAUGAAAUUCGUGUCCUGACACCUGAUGUAUUUCAAACGCUGCCAAAUUUAAAAAUUUUGCUUCUGGAUAACAAUAAACUAAGCAGUCUAGAUCCUCAAGUCAUGGAUAUGUGGCAGUCUCUGGGUACCAUUGGGCUGUCUAGCAACCUUUGGGAAUGUACCAAAAGGAUUUGCUCUCUGGCCACUUGGCUGAGCACCUUUAAGGGAAGGUGGGAACAUUCCAUUCUCUGCCAUAGUCCUGAAUAUGCCCAAGGUGAGGAAAUACUUGAUGCCGUUUAUGGAUUCCAGCUUUGCCAGAAUUUUUCCGCGCCGGUUGUUCAGACCGUUAGUACAACCACAGACGCUACUACAGCUGCAGAGAUGACAAGCUCCUUGUUUGGAAUUAUGCAGCCGACCCCCACACAGGACUAUGCAGAGGAUUUUGGGAGCUUUACCACAGUCAUUACCACAACAACCACGACACAAACACCACGCACUACUCAAGCAACCACUGCUCCAUUGGAAGAGGCAGCUGUAACGGAUGAUUUCUCAGCUAUGGACAACACUGUUAUGACUCAUAGGGUUAUCAUUGGAACUAUGGCCCUUCUAUUUUCAUUCUUUUUCAUCAUUUUCGUUGUGUAUAUUUCACGGAAGUGCUGCCCUCCCACCCUGCGCCGGAUACGCCACUGUUCGGCGAUUCAGAACCGCAGACAGAUGAGGACCCAGCAGCGGCAGCCUAUGGCAGACCUGGCCACACAGGUACCCUAUAAUGAGUAUGAGCCCAGCCAUGAGGAAGGGGCACUCGUGAUCAUCAACGGCUAUGGGCAGUGCAAGUGUCAGCAACUGCCUUACAAAGAGUGUGAAGUAUGAACUCUUAUUUAUUCCUAGAGCAUAUGGUUUGUCAUUUGACCAUUUCAGAUGAUACAGGGUUUGCUUUUUUGAUUUUUUUCCAGUUUAUGUAAAAAGCAUAAUUUCUACAAGUGAGAUUUGAGAAUAUGUGAGAAAUGUUGAAUGCUACAAUGACAGAGGCUGGACAGUUAAGGGAAGAUGUAGAGAUAGUCACAAAUUUAUUUUUCUAUGAAUGCAAGGUUGUUCAUAUCAGGCAGGGGCAAUCAUUUUAAAGAAGAAAAAUUGUAAACUGUGAGAUUUGUCUCCACAUUGUCUCUAUAUUCUGCAGCACAGAGAAACUACUUCGCCAAAUGGCCCUCUGCUAACAGAAUACAUUAAGUGAAGAAAUGUGAUUUAUGUCGUAUUUCUUUUAAAAGGUAAAUAUUUGAAAUCAUGUUUCUAACUGCACCACAGGCACUGUCAGCCAAUCACUCAGUCACUGGGGAAAUGAAUUGGAUCAAUCUUUAGGAUGUUUUGUUUGAUAGUUUCAUUGUUUUGGGAGACCUAUGAUACAUUAAAGGCCACGAAAACCAAACACAAACUCUGACUGUAAAAUAAAUGUCAUUAUUGUUAUGUUACAAAUAAAGAUAAAUUCUCUAUUGGGAAGAGAGAAAUCCUGAAGUUCUAUUCAGUAAACACUAAUGAUAUUACUUUUACCAGAUCAGACAUGAUUCAGUUAGAUAAAUCAAUAUCGUUCCAUCAGAUCAAAAGGCUCUUAGUGUUCCCUUCUAAAAGAAUAUAUUUGGGUGGCCACUUAAAAAAAAACAGCUGUCCUUAGCCAAAAAGAGAUUAUUGUUUUGUUUUUAGAAAUUUGGAUUCCUUCCAAAAGUUCUUCUGUGUGGAAAUGCAACUCAAAGUGUGUACCGAGAAUGGAGAAUUUAUGUUCAAUUAUAUAAAUUGAAAAAAUUACCUCUUUAAUCAGACGGUAGCUCGUAAAUGCAAUGCUGUUAUGCAGCUGACUCAAGUUGUUGGAUGUUUGAGCUCCCGCCCACGAGGGCCAACCGCCACAAAUACAUUUUCAACCUAUGGGACACACUAAGCAUUGUUCAACUGUGGUUAAUCUUCAAUAUACUACACUGCUUAGCUUAGCAAAAACUCAUGGUUAUCAACUUCACAUUAGACUUGCAGGACAAAUUAUUAGACCUUAAAUGUACAAUGAUCCGUACAUGGAUUCUCAAUUUCCCAAAUGCCAUACAAAAUGUGACCACAAUAUUUCUUAACCUAGUAAAGUACAAUUUCCUGAUUUGCUAUUAUAUACCAGGAUCGAUAUACAGAGGAACUCGUGUGCAGGUGGCAAGUGAAAGGGCAAUGAACAGUGCAAAUGCAUUUCACUCUGAAAAUAAAACCUUUCCCAGUAGCCCACGCUCUUUACCACUUCCACACUAAUCAGGACUGACAGCCUCAAGAUUGAACCAAUUAAGGCAAGGCAAAAAGAAUCUAAUAUUCUGUCACCCACACCAGUGAUCCAGCAACAUUUAGCUGUUCAACCACUCAAAAAUAGUUCUAGUAUAGUCAUCCUUGACACCAAACAAAAACAUCACUGACCCUUUUUUUUUAAGACAUUGUUCUUGUUGGGGAAUUAUCAUUUCAGUCUUGAAAAUGUUUUUACAGAGAAUAAUAAAUAGUAUAGCAGUUCCUAGGUUAGCCUUCGCAAGUGUCAAGUUAAACUGCGGUCAAUACCCUUAGAGCAAAUGGAGAUCCACUGAUAAGCAAACAGCAAGCCUGGGUCAGGACACAUUUGUAUGCAGCAGGGAGAGGAUGUGCAUUAGCAUCAGACUAAAGCUGCUGCCGCAGCUUCGCACUUCUUUGUGUUCAAUUUGGUAGUGGGGGCAGGGAGAGAGAGAGGGAUUGAGAGGAAUUGAUGGGACGGCGGAGAAGGGGUAUAACUAUGGGGUAAUAUCUUAGUUUAUUAAAACCAAUGAGCACCCUUCUGGGCAAGUAAAGGUAGUAGAGAAAGGAAUAACUGAAUAAUAGCACCUUGGGCUUGAAAUGCACACUGACCACACAGCAGUAACAAUUUCACUCCUUGUCAACUAAUGAGCCAUCCAGUGUUUGAACAUCAAAAAAAUUCAAGUCAAAUUCUUAACACUGGAAAUAAGAAUAUGACAUGUAAUCAUAUUCUUGACUGCUAACACUCUUUUUUUCCCCAACUUUUAGACGUGCUUAUCAAAGUCGGCAAUUAUGAUUGGCAGGAUGCUUCUGAGAGUGUAUCACCUGUAUGUGAGAUGUUUGGUUUUGAACAAUUAGGAUGCAGUUUAUUGGCUGAUGCCCCCUAGAGGUAGGCAGAAGGUACCAUUUGUGGCUUUGUCUCUAUUGAGCUUGUCAAAAUUUGGCUUCAGACUUCUAAAUGAAUGCUUGUUUGUCAAUGUGUUCCAGCACAUGCUCAUAGGAUGCCUAAAACAACUUAAAAAAAAGUGCUUACGUAAACCAAAAAUUGUUGCACUUCAUGUUUGAAUUCAAUGAAAACCAUUGCAUACACUGAUCAUAAUUCCAAAGCACCUCCACUUUCUAAUUUAGUUUUCUUCCAGCUUCGCACUGCUUUUACUAUUGCCCUUCUAAACUGUUUUGCAUGUUCAAAAGUCAAAUUGAGUUGAGUAUUUCUGAAUGUCAUUCAGCAAACAUUAUGGAGAGACCUCAUUUUUGGUAACUCCAAGAAUGGAGAUAUAUAGGGAAUUCUUAUAAAGCUCUGUCGAUCAUUUGACAUUUCACUGUUUAAGACUACGGUUGUACUAAGAGACUGAAAAUCCACAAAAUUUGUAGAAAUAUGCAUCCCUUUGCACUCUGGCUCUUUGUUAACUGUUUUUGUUUCCUCUUGUCAUCCUCUAGCCCUUGUCCCCACCCUGCCUAAAAAUAAUUAAAAAAAAGAAAAGAAAAAAAACAAGUGAACCAAUCCCCUCUCUCUUACCCAACCUCUUUGUGCAAAAUGAAUGCUUUUCUCUUCCCAUUUUCCUUUUGUAUUGUAAUAUGUACAAUUUCAUAUCUGUAUAGUGGAUAAGAUGUGCCAAACUGAAAAAAAAAAACAUUGUCCCCUCAAAACAUAUAUUUUUUAAAUAAAAUGGUUAUAAUUUACAAAGUGUUUGCUAACUGA